Molecule: messenger RNA, 1959 nt
Organism: Parnassius mnemosyne (clouded apollo)
Lineage: Eukaryota; Metazoa; Arthropoda; Insecta; Lepidoptera; Papilionidae
Source: the annotation of a GenBank genome assembly
AUGACGGCUUCCGUGAAAGAAUUCGGAAAAGUUUGGUGGUCCGAAGUGUACAAUAGAAUUAUUGGUGCUGUUGUAUUUUUGGAUGAUUACAGUUCUGAGUGCUUACAUUGGGAUGGAGGGUUAUUUAAUCUUCUCACAGGAGGCGCAGUAGCUGUAAAAAGCUUAUCACCGUUUGAGUCUUCCUUAAAAGAGCAUAAAAAAGCAGUAUUUAUAACACAAACAACUGCAACUCAGUUACAAACAAUACGUGAAAUAAUUUACAACAGUGACUUCUCUCACUGUAUUUUGAUAUCAUGCAUAAGUUUGGAUGUGGUUUACCUAGAGCUCAAUGAUGGAAAAGAUGUAAGUGAUGUUAUUGCAUCUGGUAAGGCAACAACUGAGGCUACAAAACAGCUGGAAGGGAUGCUUGUUGAGUGGAUUGGCAAGAAGCCAUGUGCAACUGAAGUAGUACACAUUCCAAUAUUCACUGUCUCGCCAACAAAUAUUGUAUUUCUAACACCACCGUACCACAGAAUGUAUCCAACAUUUAAUGGAAGUUUGGCACCAGAGUCUAAUUCAAUAGAUCUAUACUCACUUAACAGCGAAGAAAGAUCACAAGUAAGGAGGCUUGCUAGUGGCUUAAAUAGUAUGUUUGAUUCCAUGAACUUCAGAGAAGAUAUAUUCUACAUGGGUACAUAUAGUUCAUUGGUGGCUGGAGUGUUAGAAAAUUCUCCUGUCUGCUUAGCUAGAAGAAAGAAUUGCUCAAACCCCAUAUCUUUAAUAAUUGUGGACCGAACAUUGGACUUGUGUGGUGUGACCAGUUACUCUAUGGAGUCUGUUUUGGAUAAAGUCAUGUCGGUGCUGCCAAGGUUCCCUGGACAUUCAAAUGACGUAGCAGUGGAUAUGUCACCUUUAUGCGAGGCUAAUGUUAUAUCACAUCCAGAUGAUGUCCAGUUAAGUCCAGGUUGUCUCUACCACGCAAACGACGAUGCCUGCAUACAAACAUUCGACUAUAUGAUUAAUAAAUCCCAAAAAGAAGUUAUGUUCGAUCUGUACAACAAGUUAUCUAAAAUUGAUGUCCAGAAGUCACCAGGACUAAAAACUUUGCUUAAAGUCACACCACAGAGUGUUGAAAAAAUAAUUACAGCUUCGAAAGGAAAUUACAACAUUAUUAGCAAGCAUGUAGGAGUACUACAACAAGCGUUAGGGGUGGUACAAACGUUAAAGUCGCCAAAGCGUAAUCAAAUCGAACUGCUUAUGAGUUUAGAGCGACAAGUGCAGCAAAAUCUCGCCGCUAGCAGGGAUUCUACCAGUGUCUUGCAUCAGAUAAGUAAUUUGAUAAAAACCCGUAAAGAAAGAAAUCUCUCUCUUGAGAAUCUUUUAGCGUUGACCACACAUGUCUACUCUCUUACUGGGACCGAGGUAUCAUUCAAUAAGCAGCACGAAGACAGCCUUACCGAGACACUGAGUGUGGCGAUAUUUGAGGACCACAAGACUUUAUUCUCCAACAUGGAUACGCAUAUAGCAAGCCCUGAAGAAUGUGAUGAGAUAGCCAAUAAGAUCUUGACAAGGCUGAAAGAUGUCUCACAGAUGAGGAAGAUUUUGCAUAGGUACACAUCCGUGCUAAAGCCGUGCGACACUGGCUCAGGUCACGAGUACCGCGGGCUACUGCAGCAACUUGUUGACGAUAUUGUGAACUCUGAUAAACCUGAACUCACCGACCUGAGGCACAGAAAUGAAGGCAUCAAGGACCUACUUCGAAGCGGAUUCAAUAUUCUAACAAGCAAGAAGUCGCGCAGCACGAAGCACCCGUUGGACAAUCCGACAGUAAUCCUCUUCGUGGUCGGAGGCGUUACAGCCGAGGAGUGCAAGCAGUUGCACCGCAGUGUGAUCACGAGUGGCAUCGACAACACACUGCUGAUAGGCUCCACUAAGUUCGUGAACCCGGUGGAAGCUAUGCGCGAUGCCUUAGCCUUAUAG